Molecule: messenger RNA, 1314 nt
Organism: Lycium ferocissimum
Lineage: Eukaryota; Viridiplantae; Streptophyta; Magnoliopsida; Solanales; Solanaceae
Product: G-type lectin S-receptor-like serine/threonine-protein kinase At1g67520
Exons: 1
Coding region: 1-1314 (437 amino acids)
Source: RefSeq, a predicted model, not a curated record
AUGUCAACUGCUAAUUGGCAAUUGCAAUUAGAGAAGAUGAAGCUACUAAAACUAGCUAUGAGAACCCUUUACUUCUCUUUCUUGUGCUUCUUGAUUUUCUGUAGUUUAGAGUCCACUGUUUCUUCAGAAACUGAGAUACUGAAACAAGGGGAAGUUGUGAAUUCUUCCACUUCACUUGUUUCUUCCAAUAAGACUUUCACUCUUGGAUUCCUCAUCCUGGACGAAAGAAACAACUACAGCUACUUAGCAAUUUGGUAUACCAAUAAUUCUAUGAUCAGAUAUCCAGUAUGGAUUGGCAACAGAAAUGAACCUAUACAUAACAAUUCUGGUGUUCUUACAAUAGAUAGCUCAGGUAGACUUAUUAUCAAACAUAAUAGAGGGAAUGUUGUGCUUUCUGCAGAGCAAACUACACUUGACACCACAGCUACUCUACAAGAAUCAGGCAGUUUUGUGCUGAGUGAGGUGAGUUCAAAUGGUUCAUUAAUCCGGGAGUUGUGGAAUAGCUUCGACUAUCCCACGGAUACCUUGUUGCCAGGGAUGAAACUAGGGAUCAAACACAAAACCGGAAAGAAUUGGAGUCUUACGUCGUGGCAAAAUCCAAUUACACCGGCACCUGGAGCUUUUACGCUUGAAUGGGACCCACUAAGACGUCGAUUAGUUAUCCGACGACGAGGUGUGAUUUAUUGGACAAGUGGAGGUUUGGAGAAGGGGGAAUUCCCACACAUUAGGACAGAGUUUUUGAACCGGAAUUAUAAAUUCUCCACCUUACGCAACGCCGAUAAAGAGUACUUCAGUUAUUCACUUAUAUACGAUGAACUGACAAGCAUAGAACGACGAACAAUCUCCGGUUGGCAAUUAGAUUCCUCAGGGAGUAUACUUGAUGGAGACAGGCCAAAUGUUGCCUACACAGGGAACUGUUAUGGCUACAAAGAUGAAGCUCAGCAAUCAAGUGGGUGUGAGUUAUGGAAGCAGCCAAAAUGCAGGAAGCCAGGCCAAAAAUUUCAAUUAAGAUCAGGAGGUUUUAUGGUUAUUGAAAAACCUCUAGGGCCGCGGUAUGCUAAAGGAACGAAAGUGGGAAAUUCAAGCUUUAGCCUGAGUGAUUGCAGAGCUGAAUGCUGGAAUGAUUGCAAUUGUGUUGGCUAUGAUUCUUAUGUUUAUUCUACUGGAUGCACAUUCUGGAGAGGGAAGAAUUUGAACUUCAGUCAAGAUAUUUCUGGCAUGGCCAAGAAAUAUUAUGUCAUUACAGAAGUAACAGAACCUCAGAGUAAGUUUCUGACCGAUACAAUUUCAUUCAUACAACUAUUGAACCGAUAA